CGUUCCCGGAGGCGGGAGGGCUUUGGACGCACAGCAACUUCCCCCCUCCAGAGAAGCUGUGGUGGUGGGAAAUACCCCUCCCCUUUGGGGGACAGGGGGUGACUCUGAGUGUCAGCGGUGCGCUUCUGCGUCCGUCAAUGAUCUUCCGACUGGCGACUGCCUCCCAGAGUUUCCGCGGGGAAGGGUAUCAAUGGAUAUUAUAAAGGGAAACUUAGAUGGAAUUUCAAAACCAGCCUCAAAUUCAAGAACACGUCCUGGGAGCAGAGGUUCAAGUACUUCCUUGGAGGUGCUGUCACCGGAACCAGCGUCCUUCAAGGGUGAUACUGCAAUCAAGUUGAACUCUGGUAAAGAGAACCACUCAGACAGCAGGAAUGCAGAGGAAAGUAGAAACAAUGAUGAUGAUAAAGGGGAAAAGGACUCUGAGCAAAAAUUGGUGGAGGAUGGGUCAGAUGAAGAUCUGAACUUCGUUCAACAUCAGACAAUUCCUGAAUGUUCAGAUGAACCCGAAUUAAAAGAAUUAGAUUCUCAACUUCAAGAUGCUAUUCAGAAGAUGAAGAGGCUUGAUAAGAUAUUGGUGAAGCGACAAUAUAGAGAAAAAGAAAUUAAGAAGCAAGGUCUAGACAUGAGAAUAAAGCUGUGGGAAGAACUUAAGUCUGCAAAAACUAGUGAAACUUUGCAAAGUAAUGAAGAGAUGGAAAAUACAAAAAAGUUUCUAGCUUUGACUGCUGCGUCAGAAGAAACUGCUGAUCCUUCUCGCUGUGAGCAUGAAGACACAUUUUUCUCAGUGUUCCACACUCAAGUCCCUCCAGAAGAAUAUGAAAACUGUAUACAGAAUGCCAAGCAAGAUUUUACCUAUGAUGUGGGAGGAAAUGAGUCGUUGAUUAAAGCGAAAAAGAAACCUUUCUCAGAUACAGAAAAGAUUGAGCUCCGGGGUAAACACAGCCAGGAUUUCAUUAAGCGAAACAUUGAGUUGGCCAAGAAUUCAGGAAAGCCCGUGGUUAUGAUUGAUAGAGAGAAGAAAAGGCUGACUGAACUUUUGAAGGACCCAGAUGACCAAGAUUCGGGGCUGUCCUGUUCUGAGGGCGAUCAGUCUGGCUGGCUGGUCCCGGGAGAAGGAUAUACACUUGCAGUCACCCAGCACCAGCAGCUUGCUGAAAUUGACUCAAAGCUCCAAAAACUUUCUGCAGCCUCACCAACAACCUCCAGCUUUUCUCCAGGACUUGACAACCAGAGCGAUCAGGAACCUGACCUUCAUGAUGAUGAUAGAAAUAUGGAAAUAACUCCAGGAGAAGAGGUGCUUCGCAACACCAAAGAGCAACGAGAUCAGCAAAACCGGCUGCGAGAGAUAGAUGACAAACUGAGGAAGCUGAAGGAAAAUGUGUUAGACUCAACAUCACUUCUCUCUGAGGAACAGUUAAGGUGUCUUCUGGAUGAAUGCACGCUCAACCAAAAGUCCAUGAGUAGACUUCCUUCAGAAAGAGAAAAGGAAGACAUUGAGGAUAUAACACCUGAGGCCCCCCAUCUUUCCAGAUCCAUCCUCUCUGAGCUCCUAAAUGGAUUAGAAACAAAGGUCAAAAGCACAGAAGUGAAAGAUGCAGAUAUGCCUGAGAAUGAGGAAUGUGAAACACACGCAGGCUACUAUCUCACCAAAGCCUUGACUGGGCAUUACAUGUCCCAGGCUCUUGUCAUCGAAGAGGAGAAUUUGAAAUGCCUCCAAUUUUCCGAGGACGAGGUUAUUACUGACACAAAAGACUACUUUAUGUCGAAGACUCUUGGCAUUGGAAGACUGAAAAGGCCUUCUUUCUUGGAUGAUCCACUGUAUGGCAUCAAUGUGAGUCUUUCAUCCGAAGACCAAUGUCUGAAAGUCAGCCCUCCAGAGAAACCAGAAACAGAUGAACAGGAGACUGAAGAUGUGACAGAAGAAUGGAAAGAAUCUUAAGCAAAGACUGGCUGGGUGUGCUUUUAAGAAAGUUGGUAAAUUCAAUUACAUAUUUUUUUCUGAAUUCUUAUAUUCAGUGACUGCAUUUAUAAGGGCCAUUCCUCAAAUAAUGAUUUUAAUAUUUGGAUUUUCUCUACCUGGAUUAUAUUUCUUUGAUAUUUUUGAGACUUGGAGUACAAUUGGUCAGUGGCGCUUUUUUUUUCCCAUUGAAAUCCUUGGUAAAAUUGUGUUUUAUUGCCAGUCUUGUAACAUCAGGGAUACAUGAUAGAAACCAACAUUUUAUGUAUGUGUGUGCUAUGUUCAAAUUAGUUGAAGUGCUAUGAUGACUUUGUAUUUGAUUUUAUGUGUUACAACCUCCUUGGGAUUCAGACAGAUUUAAUCACUAUGAAUUCUUACUUGGGCCCUGAUUUUCCAGCUUUCCUCCUCUCUAAUGCCUGGUGGUUAAGUACAACUCGCCAUGGAAAAAAAUGAAUUUUCUCAACAAAACAAUGUUAGCAUAGACUGCUUUCUUAUUAGCAGUGAUACUUAGCUUAAACAGGAGUUUGAUUGAAUUACUCGAUUUUUAUUAUCAAUUAUCUUUCAGAAUGCAGCAACAAUAUACCCUGUUGGAGAGAGUAUUUAUGUCACAAGUUUGAGCAGAGGCUCUAUGCCUCGCUUUGACGGAACCAGCUUAAUCACCUUUGCAUCUCUGAAGCAAAUUCUAUGGCCAGGGGAUGGACUGUGAUGAUUGGUGUAGUCAGGGAUUCAUGCUUGCUUUUCCUAGAUGGGAGUUGGGUUAAUCUGCCUGGAAUAACACAUAGAAACUAGGGACAAUAGUAAAAAGUAAGCAGUAGCAAUGAGUGCUUUGGGGGAAGCAGACAUAUAUUCACUGCGGUUUCUAACCUCCUACUGUUUCCCAAUGAGAAUUCUAUGGUAAACCCUCUAAUUUUAAAUAACUUGAAGACUGGAGGGGAUAAAUAAUAAAUAAUUAUUCAAAUAUUAAAUAAUGUGUUGAUGCCUCUCUGUGUUAGACUGACAGAUGUCAUAGGAAGAGACAACCGCUUUCUAUAUAGUAAGUUAGUAGAUAACUGUUACAAAAGAACCCUAUAUAGAGGUCUUCUAAAUGUUCUUUUUGGAGAUUCUUAUGUUACAGUGGUAAUAAAUGGAUGAUAUUGUUAAAUACAUAGGUAUUAAUCAAAAUGCCGUAAGCACCAUAUAGAGAGGGCAAAGGGAAGACACUCAGACUUUUUUCUCUAGAGUGCACUGGAAGAAAUUAGAACGCAGCAAAUAAAGAUCAGCUGCUUAAGUUCUGUGGUUCUAUUUUAAGAGAGAAGUUUUGUCUAGUUACAAGGCAGUCACUCGCAUUCAUGAGAAAAUUUUAUGUCAGCACUUUUUGACAACGAACUGGCACUGGAACUAGAAGUCCAGUUUAUUUCUGAUGACAAAGAAAUGAGCUGGCAACUGUGCUGCCUUAAACGGGGUUCGGAGUGAUAGGUGUGUAGCAUGGUUAUUUUUUGCUCACCUAUUUUCAUCUGAUAGUGGAUGAUAUUAAUGACUGCUAACAUCACAUUUCCUGGACUUUAAAAAAAUGAAUCCUGUAGCUACUAUUUUCAGAGGAAUCGAUAAGCAGUUUCUUUUUUGGGCCUCCUCUUUCAGUGCACAUGAAAAUAAAAUAACAGUGGUUCGCGUCGAUGUUGCUGUGUGAUGGCGUAGUUCAUCUUGACGCGAGGAGUUUUGGUGUGGGGUACCAGCAGAAGUUAAAGUCAUGCUUUUAGACUCUCCUAGCUAGGAAUGACUCGCGUCGUAAAGUCUGAGUCAGGGGAGAGGUGACAUGGGUGGGAAUUUGGAGUAGUGACAGAGAGGAGCCAUUUUGGCCCAUCGCCCUGUCCGAGGAGCUCCGCUUUCUAAAUCUGUGUGCUUCUGGUAUUUGAGUGUGUGUGUGUGUGUGUGUGUGCGUGUGUGUGUGUGAAGGGUUGGGGGGUUGAGAGCUUAUGGCUUCAUAAUGUGUUUCUGCAAAUGGGUAUAGUGAGCCUUUAUGUUAUAGGAGUUUAAGAGAAGGGAAGACAGAAUGAUCUUAAGUAAAGGAUUUUGCCGUUGAAAGAGGUGACACCAUUGAUUCCAUAGCACAUCAGCUGAAGGGACCUCUAACAGGGACUGGUAAGUUGAUACAUAAUUCAGAUGAGAUCAGGUCCAUUCAGGGGGAUAAUGUAAUUCGACAUGAAGCCUCCAGAGUUUUGUUUUCUUAUUUUAUUAUUUAUUUAUUUAUUUUUAAGAUUUUUUUUUCUUUAUUUGACAGAGAGA
This is a messenger RNA of Ailuropoda melanoleuca (giant panda), 4219 nucleotides long. RefSeq names its product fibrous sheath interacting protein 1 (gene FSIP1). Lineage: Eukaryota; Metazoa; Chordata; Mammalia; Carnivora; Ursidae. The record is from RefSeq and is a predicted model, not a curated record.